Messenger RNA from Rhipicephalus sanguineus (brown dog tick), 795 nucleotides. Its product is annotated as salivary cystatin-L2. Bases 259 to 642 code for a protein of 127 amino acids. The record is from RefSeq and is a predicted model, not a curated record. The transcript is spliced from 5 exons. NCBI's taxonomy places the organism in Eukaryota, Metazoa, Arthropoda, Arachnida, Ixodida, Ixodidae. Gene Ontology annotation, molecular function: cysteine-type endopeptidase inhibitor activity.
UAUACUGGGCGCCAAAAACAAUACCAAAUAAAUAUUUCAACUGCGCUGAAAAGAUAUUGAAAGUGAAUAUGGCAAUCCGCUACGGGAUGAGUAUCACAUAACGUGUCGCAAUGCAUCAAAUGACAUCGUGAAGUGAUGUCUGAAUACGGCUGGAGAUAUUUAAAGGCAUCUGCGGAACAUCUGGGAGCACUGCAAAGAGUGAAGUCCUGAACAUACGAGAGAUUGGUAUCUUCGCUUCAUCUGCUGUCUGCUACAGACAUGAAGGCUGCACUUUUCGUCCUAAUCGCGGUCGCCGCACAAUGUUCCGCAAUGAUGACAGGCGGUUGGACCGAGCAGAACCCAUCGAGUGACCCAAAGUAUUUGCAACUCGCGCACUUUGCGAUUGCUCAACAGACAACUGGCCAGCCUAACUACAACACAGUCCUGAGGCUGCUCAAAGUGCAGACACAGGUUGUCGCUGGAGUCAACUACAAGUUGUUAUUCGAGACUGCCCCCUCCAACUGUGCCACCGCGGAUGGUCCCUACUCCAGCGAGUUCUGCAAACCUACAACUAAUCAGGCCUCCGCAGCCUGCACUGCGAUAAUCUACGAGCGCCCAUGGGAAAACUACCGGGAGGUGACAUCGUUCAGGUGCCACGAGUAACGCACACGGACUCACAGGGACAAUGAAGCCGUCUACACGAGGGAGCUGGCUAUCUACAUUUAAAAAAAAACUCGAAUUGAAGCUUUGCUUCUCACGCUGUAUACGCAAUCAUUUCAAUAAAACUCCGUGAAAAAAACUGGGUGUUUAAAUUGA